Molecule: messenger RNA, 3202 nt
Organism: Pocillopora meandrina
Lineage: Eukaryota; Metazoa; Cnidaria; Anthozoa; Scleractinia; Pocilloporidae
Source: the annotation of a GenBank genome assembly
AACGGAAGCACGUUAAGAAGAGGGCACGACAAGAGCCUGCCUCACAGAAUGUCUACCUGAGGCUCCUUGUGAAGGUUUGUAGUAUUUGGCUAUUCUUCGUUUGAAUCUGAUUUUUGUUGAGAUGAAGCUCUGACGAAUUUUAAUUAAUUUUCUUCUUGCAGCUCUACCGUUUCUUGGCCCGCCGUACAAAUGCAACUUUUAAUAAAGUUAUUCUGAAACGUCUUUGCAUGAGUCGUGUGAAUCGGCCACCUAUCGCUCUUUCUCGUAUGGUAAGAUUCACGUCCUCUAUAUCGUUAUCAGUUCUUUUUUCUCUCUUUCUCUAAUCGAUCACUGUACAUAAUGGGAAAUCGUAUAUACUGUUGAUUUUUUUCGUAUUUUCCAUCAGGUGAGAAAAAUGAAAGCAAAGGGUGACUUCUCAGGGAAAAUUUGUGUUGUUGUUGGAACUAUCACAGAUGAUUUGAGGUUGUAUGAGGUGCCGGCAUUGAAGGUUAGUCCUACAGUCAUAGGUUUGUGAUUUGACUUUCUUUUAGCAAGAUGCCGGGAUAAACCUUGCUCUUUUCCAUUGAUGUUUGGCUCAGUUAGAGAUGUUGGUAAAUUAUGUUGGAGAGAAAAUAAUAGCCGAAACCUACUUUUUGUUGUACAACUUGUCAUGUUAAAGAGAGGGAGGAAAAUUUGUUUGGGUUUUGCAAUAUACUGCAAAUGGGCAAAGUAGUUUGCAGGUAUGAUAAGUUUUUUGGGCCUCGUACAUGUAAUAAUCACUCCAGUGUUAGAUCUAGCAGGCAACAGGAGUUUCUCUGGGAGCUUUGACUGUGAGUAGUUUUUCUUCAGUGUCCUCCUGAUUAAAGUAAUUUAGUGUAUGCUCUCCCCUUUGUCUUGAAGGUUUGUGCACUUCAUGUGACUGAGGGGGCACGUGCAAGGAUUUUGAAGGCUGGUGGAGAGGUUAUCACCUUUGACCAGCUUGCCUUGAGGGCACCUAAAGGAAACAACACUGUGUUGCUUCAAGGUAAUUUGCAUGUGUCUGGUGUGGAAUGAAUGAUAUAUUGUAUUAACUUUAGUUGGAAAUAGAGAUGGAUUCCUUAAAAUUGAUGUAUGACUGGAGACUACUUCAAUAAUAGAAGUGUUAUUUUGUCCAGCAGCAAUUAUUUGUUGCUGAUUUUUUAAAUUGCGAUGGUCCACAGGCUGGAGUAAAUUGAAAUUUUUCCUGUUAGAAGUGAGUACGCUCUUAUGGGUAAAGGGUCCCAAGGGUUUUAAGAUUUAUAAGUGUAGGUAUUAUUGUUAUAAAGUAACUAUUUGUUUAACAUGGGCAUAUAACUGCAAUGUUACUGAAAGCCCAGUGCUAGUGAACCAGAGUUACUAGGUUUCAUGAUUUUAAUGAUAUAUUGAAGUUUUGUAUAGAUGUGGAUUAGCAGAGAGUUGACAAGAGUUUUUCACCUGUUUUCUUUUAUUUUGAGCAUUUUUAAAAGCACAGGACUUUGUUACUCUGCAAAAAGAAAAAAAAUAAUAUAUAUACAUAAUACAUAUUGACAUGAUGUUAAUUCUGUAGCACCUUGAAGGCUACUUAAACAUACUAAAGCUCCCCUUUGAACUUGGCUGAAUCCAAUAUGCUCAUUUCCAAUUCUUUUUUUAAAUGGUAUGAUAGGUGUUUUGUUUGUGAUGGGUUUGGGUCCUAGGAAAGCCCGCACAUGAUGAUAAGACACGACGGUCUUCUAAUGCAAACAGCAAUUGAUGAAUUCGUAGUGGUAUUCUGAUGUGGGUAAUCUUAAUCCAUUCAUGUAACACUACAUUUCACUGCCAUAAUUUCAAGGUUACAACAGUAGCUCUUCUUUCCCACUAUUCUUCAGAAUGGAUUACAAAACACUUGUCUUUUUGUUUUAGGGCCGAGGAAAGCUCGUGAAAGUGUGAGACACUUUGGCCCUGCCCCAGGUGUUCCACACAGCAAAACAAAGUAAGUGUGUAUUUAAGUCAGUAGAGAGGAAGAUUGUACAUGGAAACGUUGGGUCAGGAAGUUUGAAUAAUAUAAUCUUAUUACAACAAAAAAAGAGAGGAGUGUACUUUUGAGUCACAAAAGUUUAUAGUUUGUCAAUGACAUUGUGAGGUUUUCAGUGUUCCCCGAUUCAUCAUUAUUGGCUUGUCAUCUACCAUGUACUUUAAACUGUCAAGGGAAACCUAUUUUCACAAAUUAUGCAUGUGGGCAUAUUAACGUUCCUUUCUUGGGAGAAUUUGUCUGCCACUGAAUCUCUCCCUGUCUUUGUCAUCAUCGUGCUGUUGCUAUUUAUAGUCAUUCUUGACUUAUUAGGUCUAAGCUGAGAAAAAAGCCCUAAUCUUUUCUAACUUGUGCUCAUUUUUGUUUUGAAACUUGAUUGGUUUACAGCUGUUUUUUUUUUUUAACUUGUACCAGCUGUUUGGUUCAAGCCAGGUUUUACAGGUCUGUAUUCAACAAGCUCACCUGUUUUUUCCAUAGUGGUAAUCAUCCUGUUUUCAUUUGUUUUACAGGCCAUAUGUUCGCUCCAAAGGACGCAAAUUUGAAAGAGCUCGUGGUCGGAGAAAGAGCCGUGGUUUCAAAGUGUAGAGAAGAUGUGGAGGCCAAAUGCACAAUAAUAAAGUUGUUUCUCAACCUAAUAUUGAAGGAUGUCCUCCUUAUUUUUAUUAAGUUAUUACUUUCAUCCCCAACUGCUUAUGAGUAUUGUCUCUAGACAUCCAAACCUCUUUUACCCUCUCACAUACCUGUGAAACUCAGUCAUGUAAUUCUAUGGAAAUUUGAUUUUUGCAAUGUGUACUUCACUGUGUGUUUCAGAGUAGUAUUCACUCUUCAGUUAAAUUACAAGAGUUACCCUAAGUCAGAAAUCAAAUUAUCACAUUGAACGGAUUUCAAGGGUGUCAAUCAUUUAAGUGCUAAAGGAGAUGUAUAUGCUCAGAUUCAUAUGCUUCAAAAACUAUUCAAUUUUUAUCUCCAUUGUUAAAAGUAUCAAUCAAAAUCUACUUCUUUUGAGCAUAUCAGAUUCUGAAAUGUAAUCUAACCAUUCAAAAAUCGUCUUCAAAUGGGCAAAGAAAUCAUCUCUGGCACCAUUUCAAACAGCAGUCAGCAACGUGCUGACUAAAUGUACUGUGGAAAAAAUUUCUAGUGCUUUCAACAAUGUAGCUAUCUCAAUAGAAUAUUCCCAUCACUGAGGUAAAUGGUACUUGCCGAACACUUGUACACCAG